This is a messenger RNA of Ananas comosus (pineapple), 3277 nucleotides long. RefSeq names its product ADP-ribosylation factor GTPase-activating protein AGD3-like. Gene Ontology annotation, cellular component: cytoplasm. Bases 425 to 2893 code for a protein of 822 amino acids. NCBI's taxonomy places the organism in Eukaryota, Viridiplantae, Streptophyta, Magnoliopsida, Poales, Bromeliaceae. The transcript has 19 exons. The record is from RefSeq and is a predicted model, not a curated record. Gene Ontology annotation, molecular function: protein binding; GTPase activator activity.
UUCCACCUCCUUCUCCCUCCCCUUUUCCUUUUCCCCUCCCUUUCCUUUUUGUCCCUCUCUCUCCUGCGACUGUGGCUUCAUCACCUAUUCGAAUCCCUUCGAUUCCCCAAAUUCCAUUCGAUUAAUCCCGAUCCCCCCUCUUUAAUCGCACCAACUCGCCUUUUGCCACCAGUUUUCUCGAUUUUUUUGGACAUUUUUAUAGCUUAGAUGGAGGUGUAUGUAGAAUCUCGAUGAACAUUGCUUAAGUGAGAGCGAGAGAAUCGGCCCCAUAGACGAUCAGAGCCGAGGAGUUAGAAAAUACGUGCUUUUCACGACUAUUUCGAUCCGUCGGAGCUUCGUUUCAUGAUUUCUGAGAGGUUAGGUAGGGUUUUUGAGCUUUGAUGAGGAUUGGGUGUGAAAAAGAGGGAGAAAUCGCAGCUUUACCAUGUAUCUCUCUAAGCUGGAUGACUCUCCAAUGUUUCGGAAACAGAUUCAAUCACUUGAAGAAAGUGCUGAGUCACUACGAGAAAGAUGUUUAAAGUUUUACAAAGGCAGUCGCAAGUACACGGAAGGACUUGGUGAGGGAUAUGAUGGGGAUAUUGCUUUUGCAAGUGCUCUAGAGGCAUUUGGAGGAGGGCACAAUGACCCCAUUAGUGUUGCUUUUGGAGGACCUGUUAUGACCAAGUUUACAAUUGCCUUGAGAGAAAUAGGAACAUAUAAAGAAGUCCUGCGGUCCCAGAUUGAGCACGUGCUAAAUGACAGACUGCUGGAAUUUGUAGACAUAGAUUUGCAUGAUAUUAAGGAUAUACGCAAGCGCUUUGACAAGGCUAGCAUUCACUAUGACCAGGCUCGUGAGAAGUAUCUAUCGUUGAGGAAAGGCACAAAAGUGGAUGUAACAACUGUCCUGGAGGAAGAACUCCACAGUGCUAGAUCGUCAUUUGAGCAGGCUCGUUUUGAUCUGGUUACUGCUCUUUCAAACAUUGAGGCAAAGAAGAGAUUUGAAUUUUUGGAGGCUGUUAGUGGAACAAUGGAUGCUCAUCUUCGUUACUUCAAACAGGGUUUUGAGCUGCUGCACCAGAUGGAGCCAUAUAUCCACCAGGUUCUGGCAUAUGCACAGCAAUCGAGAGAACGGUCUAACUAUGAGCAGGCUGCUCUCACAGAGAGAAUGCAAGAGUUCAAAAGACAGAUUGAUCUAGAAAGUAGGCGGCCUUCAAAUGGGUCACAUGAUUCUCCUAAUGGUGAUGGUAUACAAGCUAUUGGUAGAAGUUCUCACAAAAUGAUAGAGGCAGUGAUGCAGUCGGCUUCAAAAGGAAAGGUUCAAACCAUCCGACAAGGUUAUCUUUCAAAGCGUUCAUCAAAUUUAAGAGGUGAUUGGAAGAGAAGAUUUUUUGUCCUUGAUAGUCGGGGGAUGUUGUACUACUAUCGCAAGCAAUAUAGCAAGCCAUCUGCUGGGAGUCACUCUACUCUAAAAGGCCAUAAUUCCUCUGAACAUAGUUCUGGAUUGCUGGGCCGAUUGUUUUCUCCACACAAUCAUGGUGCAAAUGAUGAUAAAUCAGUUGCACGUCAUACUGUAAAUUUGCUUACAGCAACUAUAAAAGUUGAUGAAGAUCAGUCGGAUCUGAGGUUCUGCUUCAGGAUUAUUUCACCAACAAAGAAUUACACUCUUCAGGCAGAAAGUGCUACAGACCAGAUGGAUUGGAUCGAAAAAAUAACCGGCGUUAUUGCUUCAUUGCUGAGCUGUCAGUCUCCUGAAAAGCACCUUCUUGCCAGCUCUAAGGGUAGUGGCCAUCACUAUGCCUGCAGCGAGAGCAGUUCAUUCGGUAGUUCAUCUGAUCUCGAUCAUUCCGCGAUCGAUGAACUGACACUGGAAAAGAGUUGUGGAAGUGGGCAUCUUGAGCGUUCUCUUAGAGGCUCGCAACAGCACAGGAUAAAUUCAAGACAAGAGAAACCAAUUGACUUGCUAAGAAAAGUAAGUGGAAAUGACACUUGUGCUGAUUGUUGUGCUUCUGAACCUGACUGGGCUUCAUUAAAUCUUGGGGUUCUUGUGUGCAUUGAGUGCUCCGGGGUUCAUCGCAACCUUGGUGUUCACAUUUCGAAGGUAAGAUCUCUGACACUGGAUGUCAGAGUUUGGGAGCCUUCUGUAAUCAAUCUGUUUCAAUCUCUAGGUAAUACAUUCGCCAACUCCAUCUGGGAGGAUUUGUUACCAGCAUCAAUUGAUAAGAUAUGCGACGAAACUCCUAGGGCGUGUAAACUUGAGAAUAAGCAACAGAACAGAAAAAUCAGCAAGCCCAAACACUCGGAUCCUAUUACAGUGAAGGAGAAGUUUAUUCAAGCAAAGUAUGCAGAAAAGGACUUUGUCUGCAAAGAGAAGCCAAACCAAAAUAACUUUUCAAUAGCACAGCAGAUGUGGGAGAGUGUGUGUGCCAAUGACAAGAAAUCGGUAUACAAGCUCAUAGUUGCUUCGGAUGCUGAUGUAAACCUCUUAUAUGAACGUCCAUCGUCCAGCAUUUCUUUGACUCUCUCAAAAGCAAUUCUACAAGACGAAGCAACUGCUUCACUGGCUCGAAGUUCUAGUUGUUUGAUUGAUGAGUCCUUCAGUGAUGUGGGUGAGUUGGAUGAAUGCUUCGAGGGUUUCUCGCUGCUCCAUCUUGCAUGUAGAACUGCAGAUAUGGGCAUGGUGGAGCUCCUAUUACAAUAUGGUGCCAAUGUAAAUGCUACUGACUCAGAGGGGAGGACUCCGCUUCAUCACUCUGUUCUCAAAGGCAGACAUUUGCUUGCUAAGCUACUACUUGCGAGGGGAGCUAAUCCGCACGCUGCUGAUCUGGAUGGUAAAACUCCAUUAAGUUAUGCCGUGGAAUCUGGAACGAUUGAUGAUGAAGAUAUACUCGUUCUAUUAGAAGACCCCAACAGAUAGAAAUUUAAAAAUCUUUGAGCUUCAUUUUUUUUAGUCAGAUGAGCCCUCCUUGUUCUUUUAGCUUGUCGGAAAAGCUUACGGCUUAUCGCAGUGCUCAACAAGGUUAACUGUUUCUACUAAUUCUGGGGCUUAAAAACCGGCUUAUGGUUCUGCGGAUCCUGUGUUGUGAGAUUUUCUGCUUAUUUAUUAAACUUGUUUUUGUUUGCUUUUUAGUGAGAUUUGUAUAUCGCCGCUGCGUCUGUUUAUCUCGUAAGCCUUUUUAAGUUGUCAAUCGGUCAACAUUGAUUGAGAUGCCCUUUUGAUUGAGGGUGUAUGUACAUAUACCUUUGUGACUGUAGAAGUAACUAGUUUGACCAAAAAAGAUGCCAUAUUAAUUGCACCGAA